Biomphalaria glabrata is the source of this 1942-nucleotide messenger RNA. RefSeq names its product adenosine 5'-monophosphoramidase HINT1-like. The transcript is spliced from 3 exons. The record is from RefSeq and is a predicted model, not a curated record. Gene Ontology annotation, molecular function: hydrolase activity. Gene Ontology annotation, cellular component: cytoplasm; nucleus. NCBI's taxonomy places the organism in Eukaryota, Metazoa, Mollusca, Gastropoda, Planorbidae. The coding region runs from base 177 to 557 and encodes 126 amino acids. Gene Ontology annotation, biological process: purine ribonucleotide catabolic process.
UUCGGCUAGUUUAGUUUAGAGAGAAAUUUAAAGAUAUUUGAAUGCGUUUCAAAUUUUGAAGUGUUUUAGAUUUUCCCGGAAACUGUUGUCAGUAAAAACACCGACCGUUCCUAAGGAUUUGUGACUGAUUUGUCUUGUGAGCUGCGAAUCUUUUUGUUUUUUUAUUCUGCGUGAAAAUGGCGUCUGAGGUUGAACUGGCACAGUCUGCUAAGCCCGGUGGCGACACAAUAUUUGGAAAAAUUAUUCGGGGUGAAAUUAAAACUGAUUUUUUGUAUGAAGAUGAUCAGUGUGUUGCCUUCAAUGACAUAGCUCCUCAAGCACCUGUUCAUUUUCUUGUUGUACCUAAAAAGCCCAUAGUGAAGCUAUCUGAUGCCGAGGAUGCAGAUGAACAGUUGUUAGGUCACCUUCUUGUGGUGGCCAGGAAAGUAGCCAAAGAUAAAGGUUUGGUCCAAGGCUAUAGAGUGGUCAUCAAUGAUGGUCCAGACGGUGGCCAGGCUGUUAUGCAUAUUCAUGUUCAUGUGACUGGUGGUAGGCAGAUGGAGUGGCCCCCAGGCUAAUACAAUUGAACUUCCAUGUCAGCACGUUUUGUUUUCCUUAAUUGACACUUAUAGAACGUAGAAUGUAAUAGAUCAUAAAAUGUUUCAAUGUAAUAUUUCAAUCAGAAUUUAACACACUAUUGCUUCAUUAGUAACUACAUUGUUUCAGUGGCUGUAAAACUUCAUCAUAGCACUAAUGAAAAAAAAAAUCUUCAGAAAUUUAUUUGAAAACUAUAAGCAACACACAUUGUAUUGUCUUGAAACUUGAUAAUUUAUUGAUAACACUAAGUAAAUUCAAAUUUUUAUUUCAUUAAAUUACUGAUAAAUGUUCUCUAAUGGCAUAGUUUUACAAACGUAUAAUUAAAGACAUGACAAUUUUUUUAUUAGAAGAAAUAAUGAUUUUUCAAUACAUUAAAAAAAAUGUAAUCCUUUAUCAGUGAUAAAUUAUGAUAAGAAUUACAUAUCUAUACCAUUUUAAUAAUUUCUUGUCAAAUACAAAUAUUUUAGUAUCAUUAUCUUUGAUUAUAAGUCUUUUGUUUUACAGGAUUGUGAGUAAUUUCUUUAAUGUUUAAAUUUCUGCCUGUUAUUAUUAUUAUGGUUUUUUGCAUGUCUUUGUCUUGUUUGAAACUAUCAACUUAUUCUUUCGUGUUUGUAGUUCAUUGAAUGAUGUCUUUGCUAGCUAUUAUGAAAUGUCUAUUGACCUGUGUAUCUCCAGUUGUUGGGUCACCUUCUCAUUGUGGCUAAACAAGUGGCUAAGCAGAGAAAUCUGGAGAGAGGUUAUCGGAUCAUCAUCAAUGACGGUGCCCAUGGUGGUCAGUCGGUCUAUCACAUCCAUAUUCAUGUUCUGGGUGGACGACAGUUGGGCUGGCCCCCAGGUUAAUCAAGUUAGGAACUAAUUCAAUUUCAAAUUAUAAGUUUCUGCCUUGCUUGAAAUUUAUUCAGAUUUAAGUUUUAUUUUCAUUUGGAUUGUUCAAAGCAAAAAAAUUAAAAGAUUUGUGUUCCUUUAUUUUGACUAGUUUCAAUUAGGAACUGUUUUGUGUGUUCAAGAAAAGAUUAUAAUUUCCUUUUAUUUAUGUAAAUCUGUACCUGUAAUUAAAGGUAAACUAAGAAAAAAACAUCUGUUGCCUAUUGCAUAAUAUUUUUUUGAACUUGUUGAAAUUAAGUUUAUUGUCAAACAUUUAGAUAGUUGUUGAAUAUAUUAUUAGUAGGAGAAGAUUUAUGGAAGGAAAUGGUGUAUAAGACAGCCAACUUUCAAAUUUUGUUUAAAAAUUCUUUACCAGAAUAAUGGAAGUGUAAAGAUGUAUUAUUAUUUUUUAAAAAGGUAAAAGGCUUAUACUCAAUUCUGAUUUGACUGUCUGAAUCUUUCUUUUGAUUUACUUUAUCAAUAAAGUAUUGAUCCAAACUGC